Prorocentrum cordatum is the source of this 1221-nucleotide messenger RNA. NCBI's taxonomy places the organism in Eukaryota, Dinophyceae, Prorocentrales, Prorocentraceae. The record is from the annotation of a GenBank genome assembly.
AUGGACAGUGAGCUGCAGGGUGAGCUAGACCGUGCGAUGAGCGCAGAGGGGGACGCCAAGAAGGAGUGCCUGUCUGCCUUGAUGACAUCCCUGCAGGAGUACGACCAGACGGCCAAGGAAGACUGCAUGACUGCGCUCCUCGUGUCAAUGGACGGCGACAGGAAGUCCAAGCAGGAGUGUAUGGGAGCACUGGUCGGCGCGCUCGAAGAGGACGACAAGGCCAGGAACGAGUGCCUGCAGGCGCUGGUCGGGGCUAUGACGGCGUCGGAUGAUCUGGACCAACAAGCCAAGACGGAUUGCAUGGGUGCGCUCAUUAGCGCCAUGGAGGAGGACGGCAAGGCCAAGCAGGAGUGCAUACAGGCGUUGGUCGGCCACGUGGGAGGGCAGGAUGCCGACGAGAGCGCCAAGUCUGAGUGCUUGUCCGCGAUGCUCGGUGCACUUGAGGAGGACGGCCAGUCAAAGCAGGAGUGCUUGAGCGCCCUGAUGGCAGCCGUGGGGUCGUCGGGUGGCAUGGACGAGCAGGCCAAAGACGAGUGCAUGGGUGCGCUCCUCGGGUCUCUCGAGCAGGACGGCAGGGCCAAGGACGAGUGCCUGCAAGCUUUGAUGACGGCCAUGGGGUCUUCCCAGGACAUGGACAAGACUGCCAAGGCAGAUUGCAUGGGCGCGCUGCUCGGCGCUCUCGAGCAGGACGGCAAUGCCAAGGACGAGUGUCUGCAGGCCCUGAUGGGCGCCAUGGCUGUUUCUGAGGAUGCGGACCAGCAGGCCAAGUCGGACUGCAUGGGUGCGCUGGUCGGCGCUCUCGAGCAGGACGGCAUGGCCAGGGACGAAUGCUUGCAGGCCCUGAUGGGGAGUAUGGUGAGGUCCCAGGAUGAUGAUGGCAAGGCCAAACAGGACUGCCUGGAGGCGCUGAACCUGUCCGAGAACACGAGCGCGAAGGCGAAGGAGGAAGUUCUGGCGGCCAUGAUGCGGUCGUGUGCGUCCGAGGACGGCGAUUCCAAAGCUAGGGCAGACUGCAUGUCUGCCAUGCUGUCGGCGCUGGGCACGGAGGGUGCCGAUCAGAAGGCGCAGCAGGAGUGCCUGUCGGCGCUGGUCGGCGCCAUGGGGCCUCGGGGCAUGGAGGAGGGGGCCAAGGACGAGUGCGUGGCGGCCCUGCUGGCAGCCGUAGUCGAAGACGAGAAGGCGAAGCAGGACUGCAUCAGCGCUGUCCUCCAGAAGAUGUAG